This is a messenger RNA of Arabis nemorensis, 393 nucleotides long. NCBI's taxonomy places the organism in Eukaryota, Viridiplantae, Streptophyta, Magnoliopsida, Brassicales, Brassicaceae. The record is from the annotation of a GenBank genome assembly.
AUGAGCAAAUUUUGGACGUUUCUCACUGCUCUUCACUCAGCCGCUGGGCCCAUGGUGAUGCUGGUGUACCCAUUGUACGCAUCGGUGAUAGCAAUGGAGAGCGCGACGAAAGUAGACGAUGAACAGUGGCUUGCGUACUGGAUUAUAUACUCGUUUCUGACAUUGACUGAGCUGAUUCUGCAAUCGGCUUUGGAGUGGAUUCCGAUUUGGUAUACUGUGAAGCUUGUGUUCGUGGCUUGGUUGGUUCUGCCUCAGUUCCAAGGAGCUGCUUUCAUCUACAACCGUCUGGUGAGGGAACAGUUCAAGAAGCACGGUCUCUUCCGCUCCAAACCCACCAAGCAAACCUUCCUCCACUCUGUUUUCCCCCACCGGGAGGGACACGAGGCUCACUGA